This is a messenger RNA of Siniperca chuatsi (mandarin fish), 2272 nucleotides long. RefSeq names its product vascular cell adhesion protein 1-like. The transcript is spliced from 8 exons. The record is from RefSeq and is a predicted model, not a curated record. Lineage: Eukaryota; Metazoa; Chordata; Actinopteri; Centrarchiformes; Sinipercidae. Bases 111 to 1520 code for a protein of 469 amino acids.
UUGAUGUGAUGCACUUCAGCUGAAAUUCAUGAAGUGAAGUAUUUCCUAUUUUAAAUCACUCAACUCAGGAUCUCAUUGCUGCUCUCUUUCUGAUGUGGGCUUGACUGGCGAUGGGUUACAUGGCAGUCCUGUCUGUGAAUACUGCAACAUGCAACACAUUACUCCAUGUCCUCUUUCUUUCAGGUGCUUUGGCUGUUUGUCCUCAAAAGGCAAACCUCUUCAUUACUGCACCACAGAAGAUGGAAGCACUGAGUGGAUCUUGUUUGCAAAUCCCAUGUAACUUUAGAGCUGAACCAGAAAAAAAAUUUGAUGGCAUCAGAAACUUUGCAGUGUGGAUUAAACAGAGUGACAACUUAUAUCCAAGCGAUGUGAAUUUCGAAAGCACCUAUCCAAUGAAUAUUACUGGAAACCUGAGUCACAACAGCUGCACCACUCUGGUUUCCAGUUUAAACCCAAAUUAUGCAGACACAUUCUACUUCAGAAUUCAGAACAGUGCAUUCAGGGCAACAGCUGUUUGUGAUCCUCUUCAAAUAAAUGUUACAGAUUCUCCUCCGAGCCCCAGAAUUGAGAUCUCAGGUGAUCUGAAGGAGAAGGAGUCUGUCACUAUAACCUGCUCAGCUCUCACUCCCUGUCCACACUCCCCUCCUAAACUCACCUGGAGCCUCCAACAAGACUCUCACAGCUACACAGAGGAAAACACAAAUGGAACCUUUACAACUAAAAUCCAGGCCACCAUCACUCUGUCAGACCAACAUGAUGGAGACAACAUCACCUGUUCUGCCAGAUAUCCUGUGAAUGAAGGAAAAGAUGUCAAGACAGCAGAGGAGAGAAAGACUCUCAGUGUUUCAUUGAAUGUCACAUUUUCCUCAGAUGCUCCUAAAGACACCUCAGGGUCCAUCAGUCCAUCAGGUUUGGUGUCAGCAGGUAGCUGGGUGAACCUGACCUGCUCCAGCAGAGCCAAGCCUCCCGUCAGCCGCUUCACCUGGUUCAAGAAGAGCACAGAUGGAUCCAUGACUGUAUCUGAAGGACAGGUUUACAGCUUUAAUGCAACAGAUGGAGGAGUUUGUUACUGUGUGGCCACAAAUGAUCUUGGGAAUCAGACGUCAUCAGAGAUUCAUCUUACUAUUAAAGAACCACCUGAUGGAUCGCUACAAUGGGGGACAGUUCUUGGAGGAAUCAUUGGGAUCAUCGUACUCAUCUGCCUGGUUGUCUGUGUUUGCACUCUCAUGUCUUGGAGGCGGUUAAAGUCGACGCAUUCAACUCAACAGAGUCAGAGUCAAGCAGGUGAAGAGCUGGCUGUUAAAGAGCCAGCAAGAAAAACAGAAGAGGAAGAAGACAUCCAUUAUGGAGAGAUCGACUUCUCCAAGCGGAGACCUGCUCCGUCCUCUGACUCAGCGCAGGACAGUGGACAGCAGCAGGAUACGCUGUAUGCACAGGUCAAAGUGUCCCAGCCAGCAAACAGCUUAACGCAGACUGCUGACGGCCCAGAGGAUCUCUACGCUCAAGUGAAGAAAAAAUGAGUACUGUUUUGUUUGUGUAAAGACACGGAUUAAAUUUGUGUAGAAUUCAUAUUAAGUGGACCUUUCUUUUUAUUUAUAUCUUUUUUUUAUGCCAGUCGAUGUAGACAAAGACACUGGAGCCUGGACAUGAAAAUGUUGUGUUUGCUGCCUACAGUUCAAUGAAGGGAAACUCAAAAACCGCCACAUCGUGCAGCUUUUUCAUGUCAGUUAUCAACAUGUUAAUAUGUGCAUGCUGACCUCACGCAGCUGUUGUUAUGUGAUAUUUACAUGGCAGAUAUGUGUCAAUACAAGUCCCAAAGCUCUAAAUCGAGAACAAUAGUCUAAAUUACACCAGAAGCAUUUCUGCACACACAUUUACAGUGACGUGCAGGGCAUUUAGUAUGAGAGUAUUUUUGAAUUAAUCUUGACAAGACAUUGUCAAAAGUAAUCUCAGUUUUGUAUUGUGUAUCCCAUUGUUUUAAAUAAGUAGUUGCGACCAUGUAUAUUAAUGCAUCCAAGUGUGCAUGCAUUUUCAUACACACGAUCAUAGGUAGAAAGUUGUGCUUGCUAUCGGAUGAGCACAGCUUUGUUUUGUGGACCAACGAACUGAUGGACCAACAGAAUGAGAUACAGAGCUACUGGUUGCAGUUAGUGUGGUGAUGCAAAAUACUGUGUACUUCUGUGUUUGAAUGUGAAAUUCCUUCUGUACUGGAUAUCUGGCCAAAGAAAGUGAAGAAGUAAAAGCUACUCUCUGCUGAGUGCAAUGAUGCCUC